Messenger RNA from Dovyalis caffra, 279 nucleotides. The record is from the annotation of a GenBank genome assembly. Lineage: Eukaryota; Viridiplantae; Streptophyta; Magnoliopsida; Malpighiales; Salicaceae.
AUGCAUGAUGGAUUUGAAAUAUGUUUACUAACAUUGGAAACCUUUAGGGACCUUCUUUCCACAGACAUUGAUAAGCAAGCUGAGAGACAGGGGGAUAUUAAGGUUGAUGCCCAAGAUGUUAGCUUUGAGGGCAGUGCAAAGGCAAACAGCAGCCUCGAGAUCAAGAAGGCCUUGGAUGACACUACAGCAAGGUUGUACUGGGGGCGUGCCAAUGAUCCUAAGAAUAAAAUUUUGGGUGGGAUGGUUGGUUUGUUAACUUAUCUAUCUUUGAAUGAGUAA